CCGCGAUGCUGGGCGUCGUGGAGCUGCUGCUGCUUGGGGCGGCGUGGCUGGCGGGCCCGGCCCGCGGGCAGAAUGAGACGGAGCCCAUCGUGCUGGAGGGCAAGUGCCUGGUGGUGUGCGACUCCAACCCCACGUCGGAUCCCACGGGCACCGCUCUGGGCAUCUCCGUGCGCUCCGGCAGCGCCAAGGUGGCUUUCUCCGCCAUCAGAAGCACGAACCACGAGCCGUCCGAGAUGAGUAAUCGCACUAUGAUCAUCUACUUCGACCAGGUACUAGUGAACAUCGGGAACAACUUUGACUCAGAACGCAGCACUUUCAUCGCCCCGCGCAAAGGGAUCUACAGUUUUAACUUCCACGUGGUAAAAGUCUACAACAGACAGACCAUCCAGGUGAGCCUCAUGUUAAACGGGUGGCCGGUGAUUUCAGCGUUCGCUGGUGACCAGGACGUGACCCGAGAGGCCGCCAGCAACGGAGUCCUAAUCCAGAUGGAGAAAGGCGACCGUGCAUACCUCAAGCUGGAGCGGGGGAACUUGAUGGGGGGCUGGAAGUACUCGACCUUCUCUGGAUUUCUCGUGUUUCCCCUCUGACUGGCUCAGCGCCGAAUGGAGGCAGGGAGAGGGCGAAGGCAGGAGGGGGAAUGAGGAAGGCUGAAAUGUAGAGGAGGAGAAAGCGGCACGACUUGAAACUUCCCACAUGUUCCCCAGCUGUAUCCGGUGAAAGGCGUGCGCAGGCGGUCGGACGAUUUGUCCGUUUACUCAUUAAGUAAAUUUCACUUAGCUCUGCGCACGCCCAUUUCCAAAAAUAAACUCGCCUCCCCCGUUUCAGUUGCAGUAAUGAAGAAAGACUGUCUUGCCGUUGUUUCUUACCCCACGUUCAUGUUCCCUACGAUUUAUAGAAAAGAAACUUUGUAUUUCACUGUAUAGUGUGAAAUAUCUUUCUCCCCGGUCCCCUGCUGAAAUCUAAUAUGCCCCUCCCCCUUUUUAGUUGAGAUGGGGUAAGAUUUUUUUUUUUUGGAUGGGAGAGGUAGUUUUAAUUUGGCAAGUGUUGCUGUUCUUAAAACACUGCUCAAGAGUUAAUUAGCUGAAGACACUUUGUGUCCUCGGCUGCUUGUUAGCAGAGAAAGGACUCACCUUAGUGGUGACUGGUUUAAACAUAUAUAUAUAAAUAUAUAUCAUUUGUACACGAAGAACUCUUCCCAGUGGAAACUGGCUGUAUUUCCGUAUUUCUAUGUCCUAUUCGGAGUGAUCGUGAAAUCUAAGGCUGCUUGAUGUUCUGAUGCUUGUCGAUGCCCUCGUGUUCUGUGGCUCCACUAACCACCAGGAGGUUCUUCCGGACGAUCCCUCGUCCUCUGUAACAUACGUGUGAAUAGCCAAGAUUUAAUUUUGCUUUAAUCCAAUAAAGUCGAAGUGGGAAUUUUAUUUUUCUGAAACAGCUUUCUAAACUCCGCACCUUCCCCAGCUGCGAGGUUUGGGGGCGGGGGUGAGGAAGGGCGAGUUUCAGAGUGUGCGCGACUGGCUAGAACGCGACCCGAGCGAGGCCGCCACGCGGGCUUCCGCGCAGAGCUGGCCGGCGCUCCUCCCCGCGCCAGGCCCAGGGCCAGCCCUGCCCUCGCCUGUGCUCCCUGCUUUGGCGCAAACGUAGGAAAUUUGGCCGAAAUCUUUCGAGGCCAGGCAGGGCUGCCGGCCUGAAAGCGCAGUUUGGGUUUUUCGAAGUCCACUUGCAUCAGGAAUAAUCCAACCAGAGGAGCUGGAACCAGCGUGCGGCGAACGGAGCGCUUCCCACGCCUCUGCCCCAGGGCUUCUCCCGCCGUUGGCUCUUCCGUUCCCGAAGCAGCGUUUUUGUCCACGGCUCUGAAUCCCAGCCCCGCCCGCCAUACCACCCGGGCGCCCAGGACCUGUGAUUGUGCUCAUCGCAGGGCUUUUAAUCCAGAAGUUCGUCCAGGAGUUUUGAUUGUAUCGGAACAUAAUGUGAAAACAAAAUUGAAAUAAACGACUUCGUUUUAA
Hipposideros armiger (great roundleaf bat) is the source of this 2003-nucleotide messenger RNA. RefSeq names its product cerebellin 1 precursor (gene CBLN1). Lineage: Eukaryota; Metazoa; Chordata; Mammalia; Chiroptera; Hipposideridae. The record is from RefSeq and is a predicted model, not a curated record. The transcript is spliced from 3 exons. Bases 6 to 587 code for a protein of 193 amino acids. Gene Ontology annotation, cellular component: synaptic cleft; glutamatergic synapse. Gene Ontology annotation, molecular function: protein binding. Gene Ontology annotation, biological process: maintenance of synapse structure.